Messenger RNA from Anolis sagrei ordinatus, 3255 nucleotides. RefSeq names its product ankyrin repeat domain 46 (gene ANKRD46). Gene Ontology annotation, molecular function: protein binding. NCBI's taxonomy places the organism in Eukaryota, Metazoa, Chordata, Lepidosauria, Squamata, Anolidae. The record is from RefSeq and is a predicted model, not a curated record. Gene Ontology annotation, cellular component: nucleus.
GGCGGAAAGGAGAAGGCGUAGGACCGGGGUACUUUGGGGGAACGGAAGUUGGUGCUGUGCUUUGCCUGGCGCUUGAAGCUGAAGGGAUGAAGGCCUAAAAGGAGUCAGUCGUGGGAAUGCGAAUACCCCCCGUCACCCAGAACACGACGACGAAGAAGAAGAGACGUCCUUGCUAUUUGUACUCAACUGCCAAAUAUUUGAUUAGAGGAAUUUUAACAUCCCAGUGAAUAAGUUGUGUAACUACUGAAGGCUUACAACAUUUUCUGGAUCCCAGCAGUCAUGUCCUAUGUAUUUGUAAAUGAUUCUUCCCAGACAAGUGUGCCUUUGCUGCAAGCUUGCAUUGAUGGAGACUUUAAUUAUUCCAAGAGACUCCUGGAGAGUGGCUUUGAUCCAAACAUUCGUGACAGCCGAGGGCGAACAGGGCUCCACUUAGCAGCGGCUCGUGGAAAUGUAGACAUCAGUCAGCUGUUACACAAAUUUGGUGCUGAUCUUCUGGCUACCGACUACCAAGGUAACACAGCCCUUCACCUGUGUGGGCAUGUGGAUACCAUUCAGUUCCUGGUCUCCAAUGGACUCAAAAUAGAUAUUUGCAACCACCAAGGUGCAACCCCUCUUGUCUUGGCAAAAAGAAGAGGGGUCAAUAAAGAUGUGAUCCGGUUGCUGGAAUCUUUGGAGGAGCAAGAAGUUAAAGGAUUCAAUAGAGGAGCUCAUUCAAAGCUGGAAACUAUGCAGACAGCUGAAAGUGAAAGUGCAAUGGAGAGCCAUUCCCUUCUCAAUCCCAACCUGCAGCAAGGUGAAGGAGUUCUCUCCAGCUUCCGAACAACCUGGCAAGAGUUUGUGGAGGACCUUGGCUUCUGGCGAGUGCUGCUCUUGAUCUUUGUCAUCGCCUUGCUCUCCCUUGGGAUUGCAUACUAUGUCAGUGGAGUGCUUCCUUUUGUAGAAAAUCAGCCCGAACUGCUCCAUUAAAGGCCGUGUAAAUAAACAGUGCUCUUAACUAUUAUUUUUAGCUCCUCAGAUUGUUUUCCUCAGUACAGGCAGCUGCCGCCUACAUACUGUUGAUGUUUCUAUAUAUUCCCACAUAGAGGAUCCUUUCUGAAUUGAGGAUGCAUUAAUUCCAGAUAAACAGAACUACGUUUAUAAUUAUUUCUGUGGUACCUGUAACAUGUCUUGGGUCAGAUGUUACUAUUAGCAUGCUGUACUGAUAAGUUCUGUGAUAGAUAGAAAAGGUCCUGGAUUUUUCUAGAGAAGGAAGGUGUGUUUUGGAAAUGGGACCAAGUCAUUAACAUUUCUUUAAAAGCAGAUUAUUAUGUGACUGGACCAUGUCUAUCCUUCUGGGUAUUUAAAGGUCAUGAUGUUUUGCCAGAAAUAUCCAUAUUAUAAUGAUGUAAAGGCACCAAUCUUUAUGUUGCUGAAGGCUUUUAUGGCCGGAAUCACUAGGUUGCUGUUAGUUUUCUGGGCUGUAUGGCCAUGUUCCAGAAGCAUUCUCUCCUGAUGUUUCGCCCACAUCUAUGGCAGGUGAAAUGUCCAGGGUGGGAGAAAGAACUCUUGUCUGCUUGUGGCAGACAUUUUGCAGAUAUAUUAACUCCACUUGUCUAGUUUCCAACAGAUCCCUCAACCUCUGAGGAUGCCUGCCAUAGAUGUGAGCAAAAUGUCAGGAGAGAAUGCUUCUAGAACAUGGCCAUACAGCCCGAAAAACUCACAGCAAUGCAGCACUUAUCUUUGUUACUAAAAACUACAUGUAUUUCAUGAAAUGACAUGCCAUAUCUUUAUUAUUUCUUUCGCUUUAAUUUGAAAUGUGUCAGAUUUUUAUUUCCUGGCUCAUGCUAACUGUCUAGUUUACCCAGUCUAGCUGGGCGAUAUGAAUAACUCUUUCUAAAUGAAUUUUCUAUUGUUGUUAUAUAAGUAAACACUUUCUUCAGAAAUGGGGUGUUCCUUUUCCUCUAUUGGAGGAGAUACCUUUUCCUUAAAAAUAAAUUUUAACUGACAAACUUGUGCUAUUCAGCAAAACUAUCUGUGUAAAAUAUCAGUCUGCUAGAAAAGAUUAUCACAUUGACGUGUCAUUAAAUGGUAUGAUUGUGUAGAAAAAAUGUAUUGUUCUAAUAUUCAUAAUUUUAUAGGCAGCAUAAAGUUGUGGGAUGCACCGAGUAACCUAUGUUCUCAAUAUGUAAGAUUAUUGUGGGUGAACUGAUAUGUGGCUUAGCAGUUGGAGGUAGUGUUCAUGAUUUACAUAGUCAUAAAAUCUUACUAAUGCACUCUUGGAAAGAUGGUAUAACUAGCAGCUUGGUAGCAGAGGCAUCUUCAUGGCUCAUGUGGCCAUCUGGCUUCAGAGUCGAAGUCAGAGAACAGAUCUGUUUUUUCUAGAGCAGAACCCAAUGAGACACACUCAGGCCUGUGGGAUCGACAGGGAGAAUUAUGGGUAAAUGCAGCUAAGUAAAACAAAUAUUUUUGAUUGGACAUUUAACCCCCAAAAAUUGAGUUUAAUGUUAAAUCUAUUCUUCUGGUGGGGGAUUCCUAGCAGCUGUAUGAAGCAUUUUAUAGGCUCCUGUUCUAAAUUGCUGCUUGAAGGUAUUUAUUAUUACAGGCAAGGAAGUAGCAAGCAUUAUUCCUUUAUAUGCUAAUCUUAAUAUGCCUUUCCGUAACCUGAGAAUGAUCCAGCCAAAGUCAUCACUUUUUAAGUUCCUUUUUUCCAAGAAUAAAAUUGGUAGGGGCUUAAUAGACCCACUGAAAAUCAUUACACCAUUUUAGAAAAGAUAAAGUAAAUCAAGAAGAUUCAAAUUAGGGUACAAAAUAAUUGAUGAGUAUGUAUUGUCGAAGGCUUUCAAGGCCGGAAUCACUGGGUUGCUGUAAGUCAUUCAGGCUGUAUGGCCAUGUUCCAGAAGCAUUUUCUCCUGACAUUUCGCCUGCAUCUAUGGCAGGCAUCCUCAGAGGUUGUGAGGUCCUCACAACCUCUGAAGAUGCCUGCCAUAGAUGCAGGACCUCACAAUCUCUGAGGAUGCCUGCCAUAAAUGCAAGUGAAACAUCAGGAGAGAAUGCUUCUGGAGCAAAAAAGACUUACAGCAACCUAACUGAUGAGUAGUCAGUUUGAUAUGCAAACAGUUAUAAUUAAGGAAUAAAAGAUCAGCUGGUGUAAGUAAGGAUUGCUGUACAUUGAAUCUGUAUGGCCUCACAAUUUCUCUUCCAUGUUAUGCUCCUGUAAUGACUGUUAGUUACAUUCUAAGCAUGACUGUAUGUUUCAAAUAAAUGUAUAUACCAAUA